Molecule: messenger RNA, 2791 nt
Organism: Thamnophis sirtalis
Lineage: Eukaryota; Metazoa; Chordata; Lepidosauria; Squamata; Natricidae
Gene: OSBPL10
Product: oxysterol binding protein like 10
Cellular component (GO): cytosol; membrane
Molecular function (GO): cholesterol binding
Source: RefSeq, a predicted model, not a curated record
CGGAUAUUUCCGAACCUGCCGGCAGUAGCUACAAUCUACAGCGAGGGCCGGGGCUGCCUCAAAGCCUUCCCGCGAACUCCAUGGAGAAGGCAAUUACAGCGGUGGAAAGCGCCGGGGACAACGUGUCAGCGGCUGCGGCCAACAGCAGCGGCGGAGGCAGUAACAGUAGCAGCCGGAGUAGCAGUCGCCCCACGUCGGCGGGUUCCUCGCCUUCCACUUCUACCAGUCGGGGUCUCUCGGGCCGGCAAGCAGGAGCGGUGGCUGCUGCGCUGGCCGCGAGGCCGGAUGGAGGAAGCAGCAGCAGCCCCAGUUCAGCUGCGGCCAGUCCUGGAGGAGUCUGCGGCGCCGGCGCCUCGGGGGGACUGGCGGCUGGUAGGAGAACGGAGGCAGUUCUGGAGGGGAUCUUGAGCAAAUACACCAACCUCAUCCAAGGUUGGCAAAGCAGGUAUUUUAUAUUGGAUUUUGAGACUGGAAUUCUACAGUACUUUGUAAAUGAGCAGAAUAAAAACCAGAAGCCUCGAGGAAUCUUAUCUUUAGCUGGGGCUAUAGUUUCUCUCAGUGAUGAAGCUCCAAACAUGUUGGUGGUAUAUUCUGCUAAUGGAGAAAUGUAUAAAUUGAGAGCUGGUGAUACAAAGGAGAGACAGUACUGGGUGACUCAACUUCGAUCUUGUGCCAAGUACCAUACUGAAAAUAAUUUGAAGAGCACUCUGACUUCACGAGCAAAAAGCUUGACUUUGUUGCCCCUUGGAACAGCUAACUCCACAUCUCUCAGUUCUCAAAAAAUCGUAACUCAGAGUGGGCCUCCAGUUAUCACCAUUACACAUCACAAAUCUCCUGUGGUAGCCCGAAAAACCAAACCUCAGUAUCCCUGCCAGCUUCAUGGAGUCAGAGAAAUUAUGGCCCAAGUGGAAGGACAACAGAAAAACCUUGUGCAAGGCAUUGAAUCCCUUCCAGGUUCUGGUCCUCUUUCUGCCUUUGAUCAAGACUUUCUGCUUUUAAAAGCUACCUCUGCUGCUGCUCUCAGUUGCUUGGGAGAAUGCCUGCAUUUGCUUCAACAGAGUAUAAGCCAAGUGAGCGCACCCCAGAACAGGACAUUACCUUCAGAAAAUAUACUAGUAUGGCAUGGAUCAAAGUCAAAUUCUACAGACAUACUGAAAAAUAGUGCUCUUGGUUCUUUAACAACAGCAAGCGCCAAUCUCUCAUGGUCAGUCAUACCAUCUGUGAUACAAGAUGAAACUAUGCAUACAACUCGUGAAGUGAUUCUGGUUGAAGAUGAGGUGACAGACACUGAAGACUCUGAAGAGGAUGAUUUAGGAACCUUGGAUGAUCAGCAAAGUGUAAUCCUUCAUAUUAUCUCACAACUGAGACUUGGGAUGGAUCUAACUAGGGUAGUCCUUCCAGCCUUUAUUUUAGAGAAGAGGUCUCUGCUGGAGAUGUUUGCAAACUUCUUAGCCCAUCCAGACCUAUUUUUAUCAAUUUCGUGUGGAACCAGUCCUGAGGAAAGAAUCAUCUCCUUUGUGGAGUACUAUUUGACAGCCUUUUAUGAGGGCCGAAAAGGCAUUGUUGCCAAGAAGCCAUAUAAUCCAAUAAUUGGAGAAACAUUUCAUUGCUCUUGGAAUGUGCCUAAGGACAGAGUAAAAUCAAUGACAGCAAACACUGCCUCUUGUGGUCUCAAGGGGAAAGCUUCAUCAGAAUGUUAUAGACUGAAAUUUGUAGCUGAACAAGUGUCCCAUCAUCCACCAGUGAGCAGUUUUUACUGCGAGUGCAAAGAGAAGAAAGUGUGUGUGAAUGUUCAUGUAUGGACCAAAAGCAAAUUCAUGGGGAUGUCUGUAGGUGUUUCUAUGGUAGGUGAAGGCAUUCUUUAUCUCUUGGAACAUGGGGAGGAAUAUAUAUUCACAUUGCCUUCUGCCUAUGCGCGUUCAAUACUUACUAUUCCUUGGGUAGAGCUUGGAGGCAAAGUCAAUAUUCACUGUGCCAAAAGUGGCUACUCUGCUAUGGUCACAUUCCACACCAAGCCAUUUUAUGGAGGAAAACUACACAGGGUUACAGCAGAGGUGAAGCAUAAUCCAACCAAUACCAUAGUGUGUAAAGCACAAGGAGAAUGGAAUGGCAUUCUGGAAUUCACAUAUAGCAAUGGUGAAACCAAAGUAAUUGAUACCACCAAAUUACCUAUAAUCCGGAAGAAGAUCAGACCAGUAUCAAAACAAGGCCCCUUUGAAUCAAGGCAUUUAUGGCAACAUGUCACUGCUGCCCUGAAGGAAGGUGACAUUGAUGUGGCAACAGAACAUAAGCUUUUUCUUGAGGAGAGGCAGCGAAAAGAGGAGAGGCAACGAGCAACUAGCAACACACUUUGGAAACCAAAAUAUUUUACCAAAGAGGGCGAUGGGUGGACGUACUUUAAUCCCCUCUGGAAGAGUCAUUGCUAAAUUCAUCUGGAUUCAAAUGCCCAUUUUUUAAAGGCAUUAAAUAGAUGCAUUAUUUAAUCUUCAGAUGUGAUUGUCUUCUUGUUAAUUAAAGCUGCAUUUUGUAAAUAAUGCACCUCAAAAUGAAAAACUCAAGUUUAUUGAAGAACCAUUCUAUAUGCAUAUAUUAGAAGUGGAUAUGAUGCCAUGUGUUGAUACCAUAUGUGUAUAUUGUAUAUAAUACACAUAUCACACAGACAAUUAAAUAUCUGAUCUCUUGCACUGAAAUCAAUGUACACCAUAUUGCUUGCUGGAUCAGAUUUCACAUUAUUAUCACUUUCUAGUAUUGAUGAAUUUUUGUACUUUUCACACUGCCAAAGUUUUGCACU